AUGCAGUCCGACGAUAUUAUCUGGACGGUCAUCAACCAUCAGUUUUGCUCUUACAAAGUCAAAACAUCAACGCAGAAUUUCUGUAGAAACGAAUACAACUUGACCGGAUUCUGUACGAGACAGUCUUGUCCCCUAGCGAAUUCUAGAUAUGCUACAGUGAGGGAAAAGGAUGGCGUCUUGUAUUUGUACAUGAAGACGAUCGAAAGAGCGCAUACACCUGCGAACAUGUGGGAGAGAAUAAAGUUAUCGAAUAACUAUGUCAAAGCACUGGAGCAGAUCGACAAAGAAUUGAUAUAUUGGCCAAACUUCAUUACGCAUAAAUGUAAACAGCGUAUAACAAAGAUUACACAGUAUUUAAUCAAGAUGAGGAGGUUGAGUCUGACUGCUCAACCAAAGAAAGUAGGUAUCAAAAAGAAACUUGAACGACGAGAAGCCACCCGGGAACGAAAAGCCUUAGCGGCCGCUCAUCUGGAGAAGAACAUCGAGAAAGAGUUAUUGGAGAGAUUACGUUCCAAAGCUUAUGGUGAUCAACCUCUCAAUGUUAAUGAGGAUGUGUGGAGACAGGUUCUGGAUUUGGAUAGGAAGGGUAAAGAGAAAGAAUUGGAAUUGGAUAUGGAAGAUGAUGAAUCGUUACUUGAUUCCGACGAAGAGAGGGAAGAAGAAGAAGAAUAUGAAGGCGGUGAGAGGGAGUAUGUGGAGGAUACGGAUGAUGAGAGUGUAGGUGAUUUAGAGGAUUAUAGUGGUAGUGAGUUCGACGAAUUUGACUCUGAAGAAGAAGGUUCAGAAGGCCAAGAAUUCCCAUCCGAUCUGGACGUCUCUGACGAAGAUGAAGACGACGAAGCACACGGUGGACAAGAUCAGCCUAAAGCUAAGAAACCACCUGCGAACGGUUCGGGUGGAUUGGCAGGUACUAAGAGGAAACAACCUCCUAAAGGGUCUUCAACCAAGAAAGGCGCUAGAAGACCCAAGGUCGAUGUGGAAUAUGAGAUGGAGACUGAACCUCUUAGUAGGGAGAUGUUGAAGAAUUGGUAG
This is a messenger RNA of Kwoniella botswanensis, 1032 nucleotides long. RefSeq lists its product as uncharacterized. Bases 1 to 1032 code for a protein of 343 amino acids. Gene Ontology annotation, biological process: maturation of LSU-rRNA; maturation of 5.8S rRNA. The transcript has 8 exons. The record is from RefSeq and is a predicted model, not a curated record. Gene Ontology annotation, cellular component: preribosome, large subunit precursor; nucleolus. Lineage: Eukaryota; Fungi; Basidiomycota; Tremellomycetes; Tremellales; Cryptococcaceae.